AUGGUUGAAGAAAGUCACAGUAAACAAACGAAGCACAAUCUUGACUUCUACCGCAACACUAUUUUGGGCAGAAGUUUCUUCACAGAAACUAAUCGGGUGAAUUGUCUUCUACCGAUCAAUGCUGAUAGGGACCUGGUGAUUGGCACGGACGAUGGGAUUUACUUGAUUAACCAAUGGCGUAGCGAGGAUCACAUCGAACCGCAACUGGUUAUUCAGACCGUCGAUGUUACUCAGAUUGAUAUUCUGGAAGAAUCUCACCUAUUCAUGGUUCUUUCGAAUGGGAACCUUGAAUUUUAUCCAAUCGAAGUCCUGAAUGCUACUGAAGACCAGGAUCUUGUGUUUUGCGAACCAAAGAAGGUCGAGGAUUAUGUGGACUUCUUCAAGAUUGGGAUCAGCCUGGGACGCCCUCUUGUGUGCUCUGUCAACACAACUGCUUCAUCAACUAAUAUUAAGAUUUUCGAGGCCGUGGGUAUCUUGGAUAGCAAUGGUAUGGGUAGCAGGUAUGAGAAGACACUCAGAUUGUUCAAGGUGAGUGAUGCAACUCCCUGA
Molecule: messenger RNA, 549 nt
Organism: Penicillium atrosanguineum
Lineage: Eukaryota; Fungi; Ascomycota; Eurotiomycetes; Eurotiales; Aspergillaceae
Exons: 2
Coding region: 1-549 (182 amino acids)
Source: RefSeq, a predicted model, not a curated record